AUGCCGCGUCCCAGCAAUGACACUUGCCGGCUCGAGACGAUUGUUGUGCGCACAAAGGACAAGCAGGCGACCUUGGAGAGGGAGCUGAGACUACUGGAGCUCAGAACGGCUGGGACCAAGCAGGCAUUGAAGCACGCAACUCGUGAGAACGAGGCCGCCAUGUCUCGACUGAAGGAACACAAGGCAGUCCACUUGCGGCUCAUUGCUUUGCCGAUCGAGAUCCUGAUUCAGAUCGCUGGUCAUCUCCUACCGCCCUUCACUUCGGCUCAAACGAUUGAUCCAGCGCGCCAGACGACCGAAGACUUGGAGUCGUUCAUCGACGACGAGACUGUGGAGGGACACCGCGAUUGGAAUGCACUCAAGCAGACAUGCAAACGCUUGAUACCUGCGGUCCAAGAGGCCUCGCGGUCAGGCCUUCGUGAAAAAUGGUGGAUGCUGAGACAGUCUUUUCUGAGGUUCAACGACGAUCCCGCCGCGAAUGAGCCUGAGUUGUACAUUUCCCCGGGGCCGGCCAAGAAGCUAGGAUGGAGGGGAAAGCGGCCUUCUUCGAAGUGA
This is a messenger RNA of Zymoseptoria tritici IPO323, 555 nucleotides long. RefSeq lists its product as uncharacterized. Bases 1 to 555 code for a protein of 184 amino acids. The transcript is spliced from 2 exons. Lineage: Eukaryota; Fungi; Ascomycota; Dothideomycetes; Mycosphaerellales; Mycosphaerellaceae. The record is from RefSeq and is a predicted model, not a curated record.